AACAAAAUGAGGGCGUAAAUCGAUACGAGAAGAUAUCUACCAAGGAUGGCCAUUUUAGCUAGGAAGUAUCCCGCUGGCGAAGUCAUGAAAGAGAGAGAGGCGCGAACGUGUCCGGGAGGUAAAUGGAGUCAUAUCUAGGUAUCCCAUGGCCCAAGAAGAAAGCUGCAAAGUCAAGACAUCGCCAACUAGGAAUGUUACACCUGUUCGAGGCCAAUGAUAUGCAGUGUAUAGGAUCACUACUCUUAGAGACACGAUAUGUGCUGAAGAGCUCGGUGGACUUGCCGACAGGCUGGUCGCGAAAAUCGUCAGUCUCAGGGGAUCGAGUCAUUAGAGUAAGCAUUGGGCUCAAGCAGCAUGGAUGGGAAACAUUGGAGCAGCAUCUAAUGGAAAUCUCUGAUCCAUCCCACCCCCGAUAUGGCAAGUACCUUUCUUCAACUGAGGUCAAUCGGUUAGUUAGAGUGGCGCCGACGUCCUCUAAUCUGGUAACUGCCUGGCUCCAAGAAGCUAGUUCCUUACCGUCAAAUUUGACGGUUUCCGCCUCUGAAGACUUGAUCUCAUUUAAUGCACCGAUCGGGGUUGUUGAACGGUUGUUCAGGGCAAAUUAUGCGGAGUAUCAAAACGAGAAUGGAUUCACCAUGAUACGAUCCUUGACAUGGUCAAUACCUGCCGGCCUAGUCGAUCACAUCGAUGUUGUCGAACCCACCAACUCGUUUUUCAUACCACGCGGGCAAUCUAGAUAUGGGGGCCUACCCCCGCCGGAUUGGGAAAGAGAACAUCGUAUACCAACUUAUGAGGAACUGGUGGAAGAGGAUGUCUUAGAGCGCGGCCAUCUCGGCAUCCCUCUAGCCCAUGAGCUAUCCCAGGCGCCCACUGUCAAGGAAGCAUGCAAUCGACUAGCGAUCUCAAUAGUAUGCCUAAGCGUGCUUUACGGCACAUGGGGUUAUCCGCAGAAGGCGUUCGCUAAAAAUAGUAUCGCAUUAGUGAAUUUCCUGGGCGAAGUCAACAAUAGGUCCGACAUCGAGCUAUUCCUCAACCGUUAUAAUCCAUCCGCCGCCAAAGCGAAUGCAGCGUACCAAUUCACGACGGAGAUCAUAGCAGAUGGAGAUGAUCAACAAACACCCAAUACUCCAGAGCAGAAUAAUGCUAAUAAAGGGUUCGAAGGUGCUUUGGACGCACAGACUAUCCUUGGUCUCAGUUGGCCGGUUCCGAUGACGACAUAUAAUGUAGGCUCGAAGCCCCCAUUUCGACCUGUCGAGGACCAUCAAGAAAACACCAAUGAACCAUACCUGGCGUGGCUCCAGUACAUGCAAACUAAAGAGACAUUACCUCACGUUAUCUCUAUCUCAUAUGCUGAUACCGAGCGAUCCGUCCCCCCAGAGUACGCAAGGAGAGUCUGUAGGGAGUUCGCCAAACUGGGAGCCCGCGGCGUCUCGAUCCUUGUUGCUAGUGGGGACUGGGGGGUCGGAAAAAGUGAGCGGUGCGUAAUGGAUAACGGCAGAGGCAAGCAAAGGCGUUUUGCGCCCUCUUUCCCGUCCAGCUGCCCCUAUGUUACUAGCGUAGGAGCUACGCGACUAGUGGGUUCCGAGAUCGUAGGGUUCGAUGGUCGCGGAGAUUUUGCCAGCGGCGGUGGCUUCAGUGAACUUUUCGAACGGCCACGAUAUCAGGCCAUGGCGGUUGAAAAUUACCUGGAGGCUCUUGGAAAUGAACAUCAAGGCCUUUUCAAUCGGAGGGGACGCGGAUAUCCUGAUAUUGCCGCACUAGGUUAUCACUUCUCUGUCCUUUGGAAUGGUCAAGCGCAUCUCCAGGACGGAACAAGUGCUUCAGCUCCAACAGUUUCUGCCAUAAUCGCACUGGUCAAUGAUGCCUUGCUUGACAAUGGGCACCCACCGCUAGGCUUCUUGAAUCCUUGGCUCUAUUCUGAAGCCCGUGAUGCAUUUACUGACAUCACCUGGGGAUCUAAUAGAGGGUGCAACACUAGUGGAUUCCCUGCUUUGGCUGGAUGGGAUCCAGCAACAGGACUAGGUACUCCUUGGUUCCCGAAGUUGAAAGAUUUGGCGAUAAAAGCAAAGUUUCGCGCAGAUGAGCCGUGGUACAUGCAAGGAGUACAUACAGCAUAG
Messenger RNA from Blastomyces dermatitidis ER-3, 2117 nucleotides. RefSeq names its product tripeptidyl peptidase. The coding region runs from base 123 to 2117 and encodes 664 amino acids. The record is from RefSeq and is a predicted model, not a curated record. NCBI's taxonomy places the organism in Eukaryota, Fungi, Ascomycota, Eurotiomycetes, Onygenales, Ajellomycetaceae. Gene Ontology annotation, molecular function: serine-type endopeptidase activity; tripeptidyl-peptidase activity. The transcript has 5 exons. Gene Ontology annotation, biological process: proteolysis.